ACGGAGGUCACAGCACUGCAAUCACUGCAAGGCGAACCCCCGGAGGUUGCUCGUCUGAGGCUGCGCGCCACAGAGGUUCCCACGGUCCUGCUGUUGCUACCGCCGUCGCCGCUGCGGUCCGCCGCCGCCGAUUUCUGCACGUGAUGCCAAGGCACAGAAUGAUUUGGGAAGUAGCCGUGCUGCUCAGCUUGGUCCUGGGAACGGGGGCUACUCCCGAGGACGAUCCCGAGGAUGGAGGCAAGCACUGGGUGGUCAUUGUCGCAGGCUCCAAUGGCUGGUAUAACUACAGGCACCAGGCAGAUGCGUGCCACGCCUACCAGAUCGUCCACCGCAACGGGAUUCCCGACGAGCAGAUCGUGGUGAUGAUGUACGAUGACAUCGCCAACUCUGAAGAAAACCCCACUCCAGGAGUUGUGAUCAACAGACCCAACGGCUCGGACGUGUACAAGGGGGUCCUGAAGGACUACACCGGGGAGGAUGUCACACCGAAAAAUUUCCUUGCUGUGCUGCGAGGCGAUGAAGAAGCAGUGAAGGGCAUAGGGUCCGGAAAGGUCUUGAAGAGCGGCCCCCAGGAUCACGUGUUUGUUUACUUCACUGAUCACGGAGCUACUGGACUACUGGCCUUUCCUAAUGACGAUCUUCAUGUGAAGGACCUGAAUGAGACCAUCAAGUACAUGCACAAACACAAAAAGUACCAAAAGAUGGUGUUCUACAUUGAAGCCUGCGAGUCGGGGUCCAUGAUGAGACACCUGCCCACCGACAUCAAUGUUUAUGCCACGACGGCCGCCAAUCCCGACGAGUCAUCCUACGCCUGUUACUACGAUGAGCAGAGGUCCACGUACCUGGGGGACUGGUACAGCGUCAACUGGAUGGAGGACUCGGACGUGGAGGACUUGACCAAGGAGACUCUGCACAAGCAGUACCAGCUGGUAAAGACCCACACCAACACCAGCCACGUCAUGCAGUAUGGGAACAAGUCCAUCUCUACCAUGAAACUGAUGCAGUUCCAGGGUGUGAAACACAAGGCCAGCGCUCCCAUAUCCCUGCCGCCCGCCCCACACCUGGACCUCACUCCGAGCCCCGAGGUGCCCCUCAUGAUCAUGAAGAGGAAGCUGAUGCUCACCAACGACCUGCAGGAGUCCAGGCGUCUCGUCGAGCAGAUCCACAGGCACCUGGAGAGCAGGCAUAUCAUGGAGAAGUCGGUG
This is a messenger RNA of Myotis davidii, 1205 nucleotides long. It is a transcript of the gene LGMN, whose product is annotated as legumain. Gene Ontology annotation, molecular function: cysteine-type endopeptidase activity. Lineage: Eukaryota; Metazoa; Chordata; Mammalia; Chiroptera; Vespertilionidae. The annotation marks the transcript as partial. Gene Ontology annotation, biological process: vacuolar protein processing. The record is from RefSeq and is a predicted model, not a curated record. The transcript is spliced from 12 exons.